This is a messenger RNA of Saxophila tyrrhenica, 1218 nucleotides long. RefSeq lists its product as uncharacterized. The record is from RefSeq and is a predicted model, not a curated record. Lineage: Eukaryota; Fungi; Ascomycota; Dothideomycetes; Mycosphaerellales; Extremaceae. The transcript has a single exon. Bases 1 to 1218 code for a protein of 405 amino acids.
AUGGCCGUCGCCGCAGUCGUCGCUCUCACAGUCCUCUGGUCUAAACACACGAAGGGUAGUGCUGUACCAACUUCGUCGCUAACCUCCGCCCACCAUGGCGAUCCGAGGUGUGUCGAUGUGAUGCUGCCGGUCUCUGUCACCUCGCAGAAUGCCGUCUAUGAUAUUGUACAGAUUGAUACCAGCAUCGAUGCGAUUGCAUAUGCACUCGACAUGGACUCUCGAUCAGCUCCGAGCAUCGAGGAGCGCAUCCUCCGCAACAUCACAGUCAGCGACACCUACAACAUCGCCGCAAAGCUCUGCAUUUCUCGCAACGGUGGAAAGAAGAAUCAUCUACAGAUCGCCACUCAUGGCGGCGUCUUCGAUUCACGAUACUGGGAUGCGCGAAUCAACCCCGAAGAACAUUCCUGGGUUCACAACGCCCUGGCUGCUGGUUAUAGCAUCCUCACCUACGACCGACUCGGGAACGGCAACUCUGAUAAGCCGGAUCCUUACCAAGUCAACCAGAUUCCACUGGCACUGGAGAUCCUUCGCGGCAUCACCAAGAUUGCUCGGGAGGGCCAUUUGAUGAAGUAUGCCAGCCCAGGCAGCAAACAGUCCAAAGCCCAAUUUGACAGGAUAAUCCACGUCGGCCACAGUUUAGGCAGCGCGAUAUCCUUGGGCAUGGUGACGACCUACGGCAACGAAUCAGAUGGCGCCGUCCUGACUGGCUGGACUACAACGUAUCAAUCGACUGGAGGAAAGACCACGACGUUCGAUUUGCAGCUCGCUUCGGAAAAUGACCCAAAGCUCUUCGGUGACUUUCCGAACGGGUACGCCGUUCCCAGUACGGCUUCAGCCAUCCAGACUGGCUUCUUCUCAACACGCAGGAACCACACCGUCGGCAUUGGCGGCUUCACGCCAGAGUUGUUGGAGUACGGCAACUCGAUCAAGUCCCCGAUUGGGGCGGCGGAACUGCUCUCUGCCACGAGACUGAACCUUGGCCUCGCUCCGGACUUCAGCGGGCCCAUACAGUUCGUGCUCGCGGAAUACGACUGGCUUGUGUGUGAUGGUGAUUGCAAAGGGACGACGAACAUGACACUGUUGGAGCAGCUGUAUCCCAAGGCGACCGACAUCAAUGUGUACACUCAGCCGGGCACUGGCCAUGGGCUGCCACUUCAUCGUGGCGCGAACAUCGGUUUCAAGGCUUCCUUCGACUGGUUGGAUCGGAAUGGUUUGUGA